Drosophila ananassae is the source of this 6118-nucleotide messenger RNA. RefSeq names its product tyrosine-protein phosphatase non-receptor type 23 (gene mop). Gene Ontology annotation, cellular component: endosome. Gene Ontology annotation, biological process: early endosome to late endosome transport; protein transport to vacuole involved in ubiquitin-dependent protein catabolic process via the multivesicular body sorting pathway; protein dephosphorylation. Lineage: Eukaryota; Metazoa; Arthropoda; Insecta; Diptera; Drosophilidae. Gene Ontology annotation, molecular function: protein binding; protein tyrosine phosphatase activity. The record is from RefSeq and is a predicted model, not a curated record. Bases 310 to 5775 code for a protein of 1821 amino acids. The transcript has 9 exons.
CAAAGCUUAAAAGAUCAAUAUUUUAGCAGAAUUAGAUUCAAUUAAACUGCAAUAUUUCAUUAAGAAGUAAGCAACUAAAUAUUUUUAAAAUUUUUAAAAUUCCGUUACUUUUCACCAUCCAAAGUUUCAAGCCAACGAGUACUUUCCAGAAACUGCAGUGAGGCAUUUUCAGUGCAGUCAGAAACGGUCACACUGGGAUCAAUUAUUUUUACUUGUAGCCGACUUUUGUUUUGUUUUAAUUAAAUUGAUUGCCAGCCAAUUGCUAAAAUUCACUAAAGUUGACUAAAGCAGAAGGAGGGCAGACACACGAUGGAGGCGGUGCCGCGCUUGCAUAUGCUUUGGUUCGCCCUAAAAUCGAGUCCUGAAGGCACCUCGUUUGCGGCUUUGAAAAAGUACAUUGCUGAAUUCUACCAUGAGGACCCGGAGACCUACUCCAAGGAAGUCCAUGCCCUGGAGACGCUACGCAACCAGGCCAUGCGUACGACCAAGGACGGAGCACCGGUGAUGAAGCGCUAUUACUGCCAGCUCCACGCCCUCCAAAACCGGUUUCCCCAGCUGGCGGACCGGGCCAUAUUCACUUUCACCUGGAAGGAUCUCUACCACAGUGCCGUGCACGAGGUGACCGACCUUCGGUUCGAGAGGGCGGCUGUGCUCUUCAACAUCGCCGCCUCACACACCCAAUCCGGAGCCUCGGUGACUCGCGGGGAUGUCGAUGGCAUGAAGAUGGCCUGCACCCACUUCCAGGCCGCCGCCUGGGCUUAUGGAGAGCUGCGAGAGCGCUACGCGAAUGUCAACAGUGGUGGGGACUUCAUGACCCAGGAGCUGCUGGUCUUUCAGCAACAGGUGUGCUUCGCCCAGGCUCAGGAGUGCAUCCUGGAGAAGUCCCUGAUUGACAACAGAAAGCCCCACGUUGUGGCCAAAGUGACAGCCCAGAUUGUAGUCUAUUACGGAGCUGCCCUGGCUGCCCUGCUCACCGGCGGUGAUGACGGGCCCGUAGCCCAGGUCAUCGACAGUUCCGUCUAUAAGCUGUGGAAGAAGUACGUCCGUUUCAAAAUCAACUACUUGAACUGCAUCCUCUACCUGUACCAGGGACAGCAUGCGGAGGAGAAGCGUCAGAUGGGCGAAAGGGUGACCCUCUACCAGGCCUCUUGGGAUAAGCUGGAGGAGGCCCGGAAGGAGUCCAAGGGCCUGCCCGACCAGCGGGAGAUCAACGAAUCCCUAAGCUUCACCGCCGAUGUCGUGGAGGCCAAACGGAAAAAUGCCAAAAACGAAAACGAGUUCAUCUACCACGAGGCGGUGCCAGAACUGUCCACGAUUGCGGCCGUUCAGGGCGCCAACUUGGUGAAUGGAAUCGGGUUUCAGGUGACAGAUGAGGAGCAUGCCGGACCGGAUAUCUUUGCCAGACUGGUGCCGAUGAAAGCGCACGAGGCCAGCUCCCUGUACAGCGAAGAGAAGGCCAAGGUUCUGCGGAAGUAUGGAGGAUUGCUGGAGGAGAAGGACACCCAGCUGGAGGCCUACAUGAGCUCCCUUACCCUAGACAAUCUAAAUAUCAACGAGGAGCAGGCCAACAAGCUGCCCCAGGGCAUCGUGGAUCGAUGUGCCGCCUUGAAUGCCAACAAAACGGCGAUAAGCGAUCUGGUGGAGGCCAUGUCCCAGCUGGCCGAGAUAACCGCCGAUGUGGAGACCAAUCUCAGCGAGCUAUCGCACAUGCUGGAGGCCGAAACCCAAGCAGAGAGGGAGUUCCAGGCAGCCAGUGGUGUUCAACGAACUCCAAACGCCCACAUAACCGAGUUGUCGCGAGAGUUCCAGAAGUACAGUGAAGCCCACGCUCGAGCGGGAGAGUCCAACAACACGCUGAGAAAGGCAAUGAGCCUGCACGUGAAUAACCUGAAGAUCCUGGCCAGACCGCUGCCCGAAAUCCAGCAGCUAAUGCCCAAGCUAAGCUCGGAGCUGAACACCACCGAGAUCUUCAGGGACGUGAAGCUCAUCCUGAACAAAGUCAACGAGAUGAAGGCCCAACGCGCCCAGUUCCAUGCGGACCUGAGAAUCGCCAUCAACGAGGACGACAUCACGGGAAAGGUGAUAGCCCAUGGGGGUCAGGAGGGGCUGCAGGCGCUCUUUGCCACCGAGCUGGCCAAGCACGACAAGAUCACCCAGUUGCUGGACCAAAACAUGCUCGCCCAGGCGAACAUCCUGCAAGCCCUCACCGAAAACUACGCCAAGGCGGCACCGGUGCUGAAGACACUCCAGGACGUGAAGCAGAAGCGGGAGCACUUCUACAGUUCCCUGGCUGCCUCUUAUGAUGUUUAUGAGGAUCUCCUGGCCAAGUCCGCCAAAGGCUUGGAGUUCUACAAAAAGCUGGCCGGCAACGUCCAGAAACUAUUGACCCGUUUCCGUUCGGCCAGAGAUGUCCAAUCCGAGGAGCGGCAGCAAAGGAUGCAGAGCGUCAAGGCGGCCACUCCGCCGGUGGUCAGUAGACCGGCCCAGGAGGCAGCUCCGCCCACGACAACUGUUAGCAGCACGCCCAAGCUAAGGGAUUACCUGAAAGCCAAGGCGGCCAUGGCAGAUAUCGCCAAUCCAACCGCACCAGGGUUCGUGCCUACUGUUCGUCCUGUUCCCGUCGGCUCGGAAAACCCCACCCAGGCCGCCUGUUCCACCUACGCCACUGCUCCGCCCAACGAGCCCCCGCCACCCUACAGCCUCCAGCAGCAGCAGUAUUUCGAUCCCAGUGCCGCCGGCUAUACGAAUCCCAUGUACCAGCAGCAGCAGCAGAACAUUGCUCCGCCGGCCUACAAGGCCCAGGCAUCGCCCAACUCCCAGACCCUCCACGGAGCCAUGGGCCAGCUCAGCUUGCAGCCGGAUGCCAAUACGGGAGCUUAUAGCUAUGGCUACCCGAGUGGAGCCGUUCCACCACUGGCCUACGCUGCGCCUGGAACGGCACCUGGAGCAGUGGCUUCUUCCUCGGCGGCGCAGGGUUUCAACUACCAGCAGCCCCUGUAUGUGGCCACUUCAGUGAACCCCAACCCAAGUCCCAGCCACGGAGAGGUGUCCCUGCAGGCUCCCUAUGUGGUCAACCAGGCAUCGAAUCCUUAUCCGGGGACUGGCGGAUAUCCUGGGCAGAACUAUCAACAACCAGGAGCGUAUAACCAAACCUCUUCUGGCUAUGGAGCAGGACAGCAAGCCCAGCAACCUCUGAGCUAUGCUCCGAAUCAGACUCAGGCUUCGGGAUAUCCUCAAGUACCAACCUCCCAGCAGCAGCCUGCUGGGUAUCCGCAGACGCAACAACCAAGUGGAUAUCCGCAGUCUCAGACUCCACAGCAGGUGUCCACUGGAUACCCACAAUCGCAGACUCCUCAGCAGCAAUCUGCCGGCUAUCCCCAAUCCCAGACUCCACAGCAGCUGCCUACUGGUUAUCCCCAAUCUCAGCCCAACUCUGCAUAUGCCCAGGCCGCAGGUUACACCCAAUCUCCGGCAUCACAACAGCAGGCCACCGGAUACCCCCAAUCCGCCACGCCUCAGCUACAGCCCACUGGAUACCCCCAGGCACAAACUCCACAGCAGCCACUGGCUUAUGCCCAACAAGGAGCUGGUUACGUUCCCCAACAGCCCACGCUAUAUCCAUCUCAGGCAGUACAGUCAUCGCCUCAGCCCACGGCAGGGCUUCCAUCCUCGCCAGCUACUGCUGCUGCCGCUCCUGUUGUGCCAGCUCCUGGAGGGUCUCCUGCUCUGCCCCCUGUUGCUCCAAGCCAAGCCUCCAUCCCCCCUCAAGUUCCUGCAUCUUCACAAGCUUCUUCGGCCACCUACAUCAGCUACUCCAACCAUCCGGGGUACAGCUUCAAUCCCCAGACCGGAAACUACGAGUACAGCAGUGGAUAUCAGCAGGACAAUAGUGCUCUGAAGGGAGCCCAGGCAUCCCAGGGCUACCAGUUCAGCCAGAGUGGCAAGCAGCAGGCAGUGGGUACCACGGACUCGGAGAACGCCAACCGCAGUAAUCCUGCCACAGGUUUCGAUUCACCCAUCAUCUCCCACACCAAGGCAAGUCAAUCAGCCAAAGACGCCACUUCCACCGGCGGGAAUCCGGAGUCAUCCAACUACUUUACAACCCAAUACGGCUACCAAGGCAACGGUCAGCAACAACAGCCGGAACAUCAGCAGCAGCAGGCUACUCCCACGCAUCAGGCCAAUCCCACAGGAUCCAUUUACAUCCAAAGUGGUGCCAGCAGCGUUGCCAAUACCCAGACGACUACAAGUGGGCCUCCCUACGCAUCCUCCACCAGCUCGGCUGCUCCACAAGUGCCGGAGGUGAAGGCUCAGCCGGUGGCCCACAAGACCAAGAGCAAUGUGGAUUUGCUGAGCGACCUGGACAUCGAUUGUUCCGCCUCUGUGCCGCCGCCAAUGCUGCCGCAGCCCGUGCUCCAGCCGCAGGUGGUGCCGGCAGCCACUCCCACUCCCCCAGCGAGUCAGGUGUCCGCGCCAGUGAAAUCUGAACCUGUUGUGGAGCCGCCAUCAGAGUCCACCUCCCCACAGAUCCCUCCAGCAGUAGCAGAAGAGACCACAUUGGCAUCAGUACCUGCUCCUGCUUCUGCCCGGCGAUCUAGCUUGGGCAACCUUUCCAACUGCUCGGAUCUGAGCUCGCUGGAGAACUUCGACUGGGACUCAGUCUCCCUGACGCAUUCCGCUACCGAGAAGCCGACCAAACCAGCAACAUCUGCCAGCAAUGGCACUUCCAGCAAUUUCGCAUUCCAAACCGAGACAUUCACGGACGAGAAGACGACCAAGUAUUUCCAAAAGGAGGUGGAGAGCUACGAGAAGCUUUUGGAGAAUCUGCACGUCAAGAUGCUGAAUGGGACGACCCAACUGGGCGCCAAGUGGCAGGAGCUGCAGAAGAUACUGGAUAAGGAAUCAGCCACCAAUAAGCGAUCCACCACCAUUGCGAAGCUGUUUCCGGAGAAGAAUCGCUCCCUCGACUGUCUGCCCUACGAUCAUGCCAGGGUCAAGCUGGACAAGCAGACCGACGACUACAUCAACGCCGCCUACAUGAAGAACCUGAGUGUCGGGUGUCCCAACUUCAUUGUGGCCCAGACGCCGCAGGCCAACACCAUCAAUGACUUCUGGUCGAUGAUCUGGUCGGAGAAGUCGCGUUCCGUGGUCUGUUUGCACACCACCAAUGAGUUAUUUGAUCCCUACUGGCCUCAAGCCCUGGACCAACCCACACACUAUGAUGACUUCACGGUGACCUGCGUGAAAAUCCAGCAACUGAGCCAUUCCACAGAGUACCAACUCAAAUUGUCCAUGCAUGGAGCAGAUGCUGUGCUGGAUUUGUCUCUCCUACAGCUUAAAAAGUGGACCAAGGGAUCCCCCGCUCAACUGCUGGGUGUGGCUGAAAAUGCCUUGGAUACCCAUCGGGAGCGUUGUCGGGCAGCUAACACACCUAAUUCUCCGCUCAUCCUUAACUGUCUGACGGGUUCUGAGCGCUCCGAACUGGUGGUCAUUGGUGUAUGCGCUCUCAUAGCCACACAGAGCAAGCAACCAAUUUUGAUAAAUGUGGUGGACGUUUGGUCUCGCAUUUCCUCACAGCGCCAGAACUCCCUUCGAGAUGCCGGCAUCCUGGAACAGUCCAUGCAGAUAGUGCUCUGCAAUGCCCACAACGUGCUAAACAAACGUGGUAUAAUGACCUCAUAUCAGAUGAAGAUGGCCCCGCAGGUGACCGCCAAGGAGCAGCAGGAGACCAAGGAUCCGCUCAACGAAUUGGAUGCACUUUGGAAGCUUAAAUAAACGACUGACAAAGCUACACACAUUUAAUAAUCAAAUGAAAGUAUUUAUACAAAUAAUCUACUGUGCAAGACAUAUUUAUAAACAAAGGACAUUGUUGCAAACAAUUUAUAAACGGAAGAGAAGGAUAAGAGUAUUGGAAGGAAUGUCGAAAUCAUUUUGUAAUCUAUAUUGUAUUGUAAUCGUCUCUAUCAACUGUUAUAUGGAAUGUAUUUCGAACGAAUCGUGAUGUUAAUGGGAUAUUUUCAGAGUUUCAAAACUAUACUAAAAAUAUUAUAUAGAAAUUUAGAUCCGGAAGAGGAUACUGUCAAACAUUUAUAAAACAAUAAAGUGCGUUAAAAAUCAA